Molecule: messenger RNA, 1636 nt
Organism: Myiozetetes cayanensis
Lineage: Eukaryota; Metazoa; Chordata; Aves; Passeriformes; Tyrannidae
Gene: GPR143
Product: G protein-coupled receptor 143
Exons: 8
Coding region: 114-1292 (392 amino acids)
Biological process (GO): regulation of calcium-mediated signaling; melanosome organization; G protein-coupled receptor signaling pathway
Cellular component (GO): plasma membrane; melanosome membrane
Molecular function (GO): L-DOPA binding; dopamine binding; L-DOPA receptor activity
Source: RefSeq, a predicted model, not a curated record
UGAUUCUCAUCACCAAGGACUAAUGGGGAGGGUGAAGAAAAAGUAAAUGCUGCCUUGGGUAAGCAACAGCAUUUUCUUCUGCUCCUGGGGCCCCUCCACCAGCCGGACAUUUCAUGGCUUCUCCAAGGUUAGAAACCUACUGCUGCCCUAACAGGGAUGCAGCUACACAGCUAGUGAUGAGCUUCCAGCCUGAAGUCUUCUGCGGAGUUUGCAUUGGCAGUGCCUCCAUCAGUCUGACACUGACCAUCCUGCAGCUUCUGCCAAAGAAAGGGCAGAGCCCACGGAAGAUGCCCAAAGCCUCCUCCUCUUCCACCAUCCUUCUCCUUAUCUCCAUUUGUGACAUUCUCGGAGGUUUAGGUAUGAUCUUUAGGUCAAGUGUAUGGCUAGGCUUCCCAGGCUUCAUAGCUAACAUUUCUGUGGUGAACGGGACUGAUGUGUGGCCUUCCGCUUUCUGCGUGGGGAGUGCGAUGUGGAUCCAGCUGUUAUAUAGCGCUGGCUUCUGGUGGUUGUUUUGCUAUGCUGUUGAUUCUUACUUGGUGGUGAGAAGAUCGGCUGGACUGAGUACCAUUGUGCUGUACCACAUGAUGACGUGGGGCCUUGCGGUGCUGCUCUGCGUGGAGGGGAUUGCACUGCUUUACUACCCUUCUAUCUCCAGUUGUGAAAAUGGCUUGGAACAUGCAAUCCCACAUUACGUCACAACCUAUGCCCCACUCCUGCUAGUGUUGGUGGUCAACCCAAUCCUGUUUAGGAGGACAGUAUCAGCAGUUGCCUCCUUACUGAAAGGAAGACAAGGGAUUUACACGGAGAAUGAAAGACGUCUGGGAACAGAGAUCCAGAUGCGCUUCUUCAAAAUUAUGCUGGUAUUUGUUAUUUGCUGGUCAUCCAAUAUCAUCAAUGAGACCCUUUUGUUCUAUCUCGAAAUGCAGCCAGAUAUCAAUGAAACACCCCUGAAAAACAUCAGAAGUGCUGCACUGAUCACAUGGAUUAUAAUGGGGGUUCUUAAUCCGAUGCAAGGCUUUCUUUUCACGUUAGCUUUCUAUGGGUGGACAGGAUGGAAAGUGGACCUGAAAUGGCGAAAAAGAGAAAUACCCUGGGAAUCUAUGUCCUCAUCGACUGCGGGGGAGAAUGCCUAUCCCUCACCAGUGAACUACCAAAGCAACAUCCAUGAUUCAAAGAAGAUAUCGACAACUGACAGCCAGCAGACCGAUGAGGCUAUAAGCAUGUUGUCCGAAGGUAACACUAGCAGUGAUGAGAGGUUAACCAGAAGCUCUCCCAUCUACCAGGGCUGGUAGUUUUAGAUGCUGAGCUGGGUCCAACUUUUCACAUUGUCAAUACUCAUAAAACCAUGUCAAUAUGGGAAGCAUUGCAUCCUCUGGAAUUGGGUUUGUGCUCAAUGGCUUGAUGUUAUUUCCUAUAACUUGUGAGAGUGUGUGAAAGAGCAUGUGAGACAGAGAGAUAAGAUUUAUGUCUUCAUUUGCCUUCUAGGACACAUAUAAAAACGUAUAAAGGCUUGAUCCUUUUUCAGCAGGAGCAUAUCUCUGCAAAGAUAUAUGUUUCUUACAAUUAAUUUUCAUCCAUUUUGUUUUAAUCUCUCUUGUAACUUCCAUCCAGUAAAAGACUCUUGUUUAAAUAAAUG